CAUAAGAGAGAAAGAAGAGAAACAGAGCCACCAAGAAACCUAAGUUAUGAAACGGUAUGAAACGUGUGGGAAGAGCCAAAGUAGGGAGAAAGAUAAUCUAAAUGCUAAGAAGCGUGAAGAGUUGGUACACCAAGAGAGUAGUUAUCUGUUUGGUGAAGACAAGAUGGUGAGUUUGAAACUGUGAGCUAGGGUUCAUAGCUUUAGAAGAGGCCCCUCCGGCAGCGAUAAUGGUGAGGUUGCGGAGAAAGAGAAAAAGGCUGCGCCUUUCCUCCGUCCCUCGAAUUGUUUUUUUUUUUUUUCAGACCAAAGUCAGGAGCAAGUGGCAUAGCUUGUUAGAUGACCACUAGUACCCCUGUGUUCCCACCAACCAACGGGAUAUGCUUUAACCGGUCAGGUUUGUUCAUAGGCCGUCUUACUGGUGUUUAGUUAAACCAAUACAGUUUGAUCAUCAAAUCAAUUUACUAUUUUUGUUUAACCUGCUAAAUCUAAAAAAGAUUUACAACUUUUCUUGUGGUUCAAAAAAAAAAGAAAGAUUUACAACUUUUCUUUUUACAACCGAUAAUUCUAUAUUUUUGUAACAAUUGAAGAUUAGGAUUCUUGGCCAAACUCCCAACUUAUAGAUGAUAACUUGAAAUAAAUUAUAAGAAAUUUCGUAGUA
Molecule: messenger RNA, 658 nt
Organism: Brassica rapa (field mustard)
Lineage: Eukaryota; Viridiplantae; Streptophyta; Magnoliopsida; Brassicales; Brassicaceae
Source: RefSeq, a predicted model, not a curated record